AUGGAAACUCGAGCGGGAGCGGUCCCUUCUCGCCAAGUAUGUACUGUACUGUACAGCACUGUACUGCACUGCACUGCAUGCUUUGGCGCAACAACUCCCACUGGCACACUCAACACGCAACUCACAACUUAUCAAUCUCGAAAUCUAGCAGCCCACUGGCGAUUAGUGACAAUGGGGGGCUGUAGGGUCCCCACCGGCCAAAAUCAAGCUGUCUCUCACCGCGGUAUAACUACCAGUGGCAACUCCGCAAUUACUCUCUUCUGGUAGUCUUGGCGAUAGAGAAGCUUGCUGAUACUGUAGUUAUCCCCUCAAAGAUCAAACACCCCUAAAGGCCAGUGUCUCUAGCAGUGUCGGGGCGAAAUGAGAAGCAAGUGCAAUUCUUUCAAGAAAAGGUUCGGUGAAGAGCCUGUUUCUACAUAGGGAGAGACAGGCGGGACAGACUUUUGAUUCCGGCGAGCUAUUAGGGGGGUUGUCAAACUACUGCGCCGACUACCGAGGGGGCAUCCCAGUGAUCGUAGUCCACGGAGAUAUGUAUACUCAUACCAGGAGUAUCAUAACAAUAUCGAUACUUUCGCAAAGGCGGGGUAUAAGCUCAUGAUCCCUCGCCAGUACAGUACUACAAACCCAAGCAUACCGUUCCCCGAGCGAAUUUCAGGAAAUGAAGCUCUUCACCCGGGUACUGGUGUACCCCUUCCUCUUCCCGCGGCAUCCACCCAUCCGGUGCCCACCCAGGGUGCACGAGUAUCAUCCCUAAAAGUGAUGUCCCGAUAUCCACCCAACCCCCCAUCUCCCGCAUUCCCCCGGGGCAGAUGUUGCAGCACUCUUCCGACAGCAAAAAAAAGCCCGCAGGAGGGGACACCGACCUCGCCUAUCAAUUAGCCCACCUAAUAUUUAGUUUCUCUUGCUCAAACCUCACCGAUACCGGUAGCAGUUCCUACAUUACUAGGGCGGACACUAACCAGUCGCCAACAUUUCACCUCCAUCCCUCCUGCAUCUUCACGCCAAGAUCUUCGCUGGGAGUUUCUACCACAAUCAAGACAAUAUUGUUCCUGGAAACACCGUUCUCUGUACGCAGCGGCAGACCGCGAAUCCCGGCUGGGCGAACACGAAUCUGCGAGGCCUCUGGCCUUGUGGGACAGCUGGGCCUCGAGGAUCCUUGCCUUGUACGGAGCACUAGAGCAAAUAAAGCCCGAAAUUUGACUCCCGAGCAAAGGCAUAUUCACAAAUUUAAACAUCGAGAUUUCUACUCGCCUCAUUUAUUCCACUUGUUUGUUCAGUGCCCGGAAAGGAUACCGGCUCGGCAGGAAAUCAUGAGACACCAUGCACCCCUUCCCCUCCGUUCCCUGUUGAACAUAAGUGGGCAAUUACGCACUAGAGCCUUGUGCAGAUAUGGCAUACGUGGAUCAUCACAUACGAGGGCAUACUACUAGUGUUGAAAUUCUUUCCCUAUUUUGUUCUUAUUCCCCCAUUCCUUCCUUCCAUUUCCUUCCGCUGUCCUCGUUAAUCCUUACUCCCCCACACAACUCUCAUCAGGUUUGAGUCGUUGUGUAUCAUGAUUGCCAACAUUUCCAACAUCCCCAACUGUCCCCUAUCUUCCCACCAUUCAUUGUUUGCGAAUCACCGGCACUCAACUAUCUCUCAUAUAGCGGCAUAUCCGAGAAACUUUGAGAGCCAACCUCACAUAUCCGAAAUCCUCUAUAGCCCGCACGAUGGG
Molecule: messenger RNA, 1714 nt
Organism: Tuber melanosporum (Perigord truffle)
Lineage: Eukaryota; Fungi; Ascomycota; Pezizomycetes; Pezizales; Tuberaceae
Exons: 2
Coding region: 1-267 (88 amino acids)
Source: RefSeq, a predicted model, not a curated record